ACUGUAUGUCCCAACUCUCUCUCUCUCUCUCUCUCUCGCUCUCUCUCUGGUUUUUCCUUGGUUGUUGGAGGUCUGGAGGAUCAACCCUUGCAUGUGUUUGUUGAAUACAAGUUUUGUGUAUUGCUCUUGAAGUCUUUAGCCUUUGUGUUGUUUUGUGGGGUUGAGAAGAUUAGAAGAGAAAUGGAUGAUGAAUAUGCCAAGCUUAUCAGGAGGAUGAACCCUCCCAGGUGCGUGUGUGAGAGAUUGAAGGGGAGGAAGGGGUCAACAUGCUUCAUCUGAUUCAGCUCUUGUUCUUGCAGAGUUGUGAUCGACAACAAUGCUUGCAAGGAUGCCACUGUUAUCCAGGUUGACAGUGUAAACAGACAUGGGAUUCUCUUGGAAGUUGUCCAAGUUCUUACUGAUAUGAACCUUGUAAUAACAAAAGCAUACAUCUCAUCUGAUGCUGGAUGGUUCAUGGAUGUGUUUAAUGUGAUUGACCAUGAUGGGAACAAAAUCACAGAUAAGGAAGACAUUGAUUAUAUUCAAAGGAGACUCGAAAGUAAUGCCAGCUUUGCACCCUCAUUGAGAGGGUCUGUAGGGGUAAUGCCCUCAGAAGAGUACACCUCGAUAGAGCUCAGUGGUACUGACAGGCCUGGCUUAUUGUCUGAAGUGUGUGCAGUUCUUGCAGACCUUGGCUGUAAUGUGGUGAAUGCUGAGAUAUGGACGCACAAUGCUAGGGCUGCAGCUGUAGUUCAUGUCACAGAUGAAUCCACUGGGUGUGCAAUCAAAGAUCCAACACAUCUCUCGACAAUUAAGGAUUUGCUUUGCAAUGUCCUCAGGGGAGACGAUGACUUGAAGACUGCAAAUAUGAAGCUUUCACCCCCCGGAGUGACAAAUAGGGGGAGAAGGUUACAUCAAAUUAUGUUUGCUGACAGGGACUAUGAGAGAGUUGGGGGGACUGGAGUUGAGGGAGUUGAGAAUAAGAGUCCAAGACCUCAUGUAACGUUGUUCGACUGCAUCCAGAAGGAAUACACCGUGAUUACUAUGAGGUCAAAAGAUCGGCCAAAACUGUUGUUCGACAUCAUUUGUACUUUGACUGACAUGCAGUAUGUAGUGUUUCAUGGAGUGGUCAAAACGGGGAGGAUGGAAGCUUAUCAGGAAUUUUUUAUUCGGCAUGUUGAUGGGCUCCCUAUAAGUUCAGAAGCUGAGCGAGAACGUGUUGCACAGUGCCUUGAAGCCGCCAUUGAAAGGCGGGCAUCUGAGGGAAUGGAGCUUGAAUUGUGCACAGAAGACCGAGUUGGACUCCUCUCAGAUAUAACCAAGAUAUUCCGGGAGAACAGUUUAUGCAUUAAAAGAGCAGAAAUUUCGACAAAGGGUGGAAAAGCCAUAGACACUUUCUAUGUCACGGAUGUCACCGGUAAUGCUGUUGACCCCAAGAUGAUAGAUUCAAUUUGUAGACAGAUAGGCCACACGAUACUGAAGGUGAAGAAGCAUAGGUCCAAUGCUUCACCACCCAAGGCCCCUCAAGGAACCACAAUGGGAUUCCUCUUUGGGAAUUUGUUUAAAGCUCGAAGUUUCCAAAACUUCAAAUUAAUCAGAUCCUACUCUUAAUUAUCUUCCUGUACAUUCUCGGAGGUAGAAACUGUACAGACAUAUCAGAAUGUUGCAGCAUCCCAGAAAUGUAUUGGGAUUGUAACGAUGUAAAUAGGAAGCCGAACCUCUUGUUCAAUGGUGUGCAUGCCAUACAGAAGAAACCCGCAAACCACUUUAUACUGUGAAUAGUAUUCAGUAUUGGUUGUAGGGUCUGUAUGUUCUUAUGCCCACUAAGUACGUUAUGUACAGCGUUAAUGUUACAUGGUUGUACAAAGCUAUAAAGGCUAUAUAGAUAGUUUAGCUCAAUGAAAGAUACUAUAUGUAUUUUAAUUGACUGACAAAAAUUACAGAAAAAAAUAUACAAAAUGCCACUCUUUGUUCUAAGGCCCAAACAUGUUGA
Molecule: messenger RNA, 1972 nt
Organism: Juglans regia (Persian walnut)
Lineage: Eukaryota; Viridiplantae; Streptophyta; Magnoliopsida; Fagales; Juglandaceae
Product: ACT domain-containing protein ACR6-like
Exons: 7
Coding region: 403-1590 (395 amino acids)
Source: RefSeq, a predicted model, not a curated record